Messenger RNA from Neospora caninum, 1080 nucleotides. RefSeq lists its product as hypothetical. The coding region runs from base 1 to 1080 and encodes 359 amino acids. The record is from RefSeq and is a predicted model, not a curated record. The transcript has 2 exons. NCBI's taxonomy places the organism in Eukaryota, Apicomplexa, Conoidasida, Eucoccidiorida, Sarcocystidae.
AUGGAAAGUAUGUCGUUUUCUGGUCGUACAGAAGACGACAAGAAUUUUCGGGGGCGGCCGGCUAGCGGCCGUACUUGCGUCGAAAGCCAUUUGGGUCCGCAUGUGUACUACAGAGAAAAACUAGUCUCGACUUCCCGCUCGGAGCCUGAAUUGCCUGCAUCGCUGUCCGUGUCAACUGGCAACCGGUCCCCUCAUUCCUCAUCGGAGCAAGAAUCUCUUCCUUCGUCACCGAAUUAUACUCUGAGUCAUUUGCGCUGUCGGUCCUGUGGCCGCUCUCAAGGGAGAAACAGAAGCCCACCUGUUCCUUCCACUGUCAACUGGAGCCCAGUUUCUGGUGUAGCCACAUCCGACGUUGAACGCUACCCUGGGAAUAUGACAAAGUCGGACAGAGAGACAGUUUGCCAUCGGUGGACGACGAGGUUUAGAGUGUCGGCACCGCAAGUCGCAGAAUAUGGCGCAUUCUUCGAUAACGAACUUAUUAACGUACAGCUGACCCAGAGAGACCUGGAGGAGCUGAUGGUGCUGGUUCGACGGGAGCAAGAGACGAGGUUGCGCCGACGUGUGUACCCGAAGGAGAACCUUGGGGCGGUGGUGGAAGAGCAACGUCAGCAGAUUCGUGUACUGUCUUCAGAGUUAAAGAGGACACAAGCUGCUCUAGAGGAGAAAACAUUUCUUCUGGACCACGAAAAAGGGAGAAGUGACGCUCUUGCACGCCAGCUGAGAAUGCUGAGAAAACUUCGACUGUCAGAGAAGCAGGAACAGCAAGAGAAUCUCAGAAAUGCGGAGUGCAAACUGGAAAAAGAUCUCGAGAAGUAUGUGGAAGCUGCCCACAGUCAGGGUCUGUCAUUUUUUGACAGAACAACAGAAUCUGGGACAAGGGAGGCCGAUCAGCCUCAUGAUUCUUUCUCAGCCUUUACAGAAGGUGAAAAUUUCCUCACGUCCUUUGGCGCGGGUGAAGAACACAUGAUUCACGUGGAGGAACCCAGUGGAGUUGAGGAAGGCUGGUACGAUGACAGCUAUACUAGAGAAGUACCGAGUGAACUGUACUCGGGUGAGAAUGGGGGGAGUGCUGGAGCGUAG